CAUCUAGCCUUCGUCACGACACCAUCUACCCUGUAUCCAAGCUAUGAGUCGCGGCGGUAAACUUGCUCCCGAAGUGAACCGCGCGCUUUUCGUCAAGAACCUCAACUACAACGUCAGCCCUGACGACCUCUUCGAGCUCUUUGGCAAAUUCGGCCCCGUCCGUCAAAUCCGUCAAGGUAUCGCCAACAACACAAAGGGCACCGCAUUCGUCGUCUAUGAGGAUGUCGUAGACGCCAAACAAGCCUGCGACAAGCUCAACGGCUUCAAUUUCCAGAACCGCUACCUCGUCGUUCUCUACCACCAGCCUGAAAAGAUGGCUCGCCAAGCACAAGAUCUCCAGCAGCGUCAGGACGACUUAGAAAAGCUCAAACGCCAGCAUGGUAUCGAUUAGCGCCGCGCGGGAGUCUCAGCCAUCCACAAACACGACACCUCUUACCCAGCCCUUUCGACCACGACCACUCUUGUCUCGUCCAAACGGCCUCAGGGUCCCACUGAGUCGUCGGUUGUGGCUCCCAAGCGCGGCGUGCGCUCAGCUUGCCAUAAUUUAGGCAACCACACCUUCUCUUCGCCACGAAUCAACAUGAGCUUUUUAGGGAGAAUCAAGGGAAAUUGGCGUAUACGCGGCUAGCUUUUGACCAAAGGCGACUACUAUUACUGGGGAUCGGGAGUUUUCUGUUUUGCUGCUCAGAGUGCACUUGAUUGUGACCUGGCGGCUUUCUUUUCCUUUUGCUUCUGCUACUCUCUACUUUACAACCAAGACCUGAGCAUACCCAUCUCGGUCAUAUCAAACAUCCGUUCAAUCGAGAAAACAACAAUUGCCGGGUCUCCACUUUUCUUACCAAUUCCAUGUGUCUUCUUAAUCGCUUCCAC
This is a messenger RNA of Aureobasidium subglaciale EXF-2481, 870 nucleotides long. RefSeq lists its product as uncharacterized. The record is from RefSeq and is a predicted model, not a curated record. NCBI's taxonomy places the organism in Eukaryota, Fungi, Ascomycota, Dothideomycetes, Dothideales, Saccotheciaceae. Gene Ontology annotation, molecular function: mRNA binding. The transcript is spliced from 3 exons. Gene Ontology annotation, cellular component: cytoplasm; nucleus; ribonucleoprotein complex. Bases 44 to 391 code for a protein of 115 amino acids.